This is a messenger RNA of Amphibalanus amphitrite, 2389 nucleotides long. RefSeq names its product regulating synaptic membrane exocytosis protein 2-like. Gene Ontology annotation, cellular component: presynaptic membrane; cytoskeleton of presynaptic active zone. Bases 77 to 1528 code for a protein of 483 amino acids. Gene Ontology annotation, molecular function: transmembrane transporter binding; small GTPase binding. The record is from RefSeq and is a predicted model, not a curated record. NCBI's taxonomy places the organism in Eukaryota, Metazoa, Arthropoda, Thecostraca, Balanomorpha, Balanidae. The transcript has 9 exons. Gene Ontology annotation, biological process: positive regulation of synaptic transmission; calcium ion-regulated exocytosis of neurotransmitter; regulation of membrane potential.
CCGUGCUCACCAGCUAGACUCUAGUUACCAUAGCCAGCCGGCGGCGGCCGUCUCCGUGCCGGACGACUAUGGCGUCAUGGGCGGGCACACGCGGCGCUCGCGGCCCGGCCAGCCGGCCGCCUCCGCCGCCGACCUGGCUCGGAACAAGAAAACACAAACAUCCGAUCAUCAGUACCACAAGGAAAUCCAGAGCGACCAGUCUGCUAUGAAACGUUUAUUUGUCACAAGAGAAAAACAUCGGUCAGGUGAGGGCGGUAUUGGCAUGAAGCUUGUUGGUGGAAAAUUAACUCCAAGUGGCGAAACUGGAGCAUUUGUUGGGAAAAUAUUUAAAGGGGGAGUGAUGGACAAUCUUGGACAGCUAAAAGAAGGUGAUGAAAUUGUUGAAUGGAACGGCACUUGCCUGCGUGGUAAAACAUAUGAAGAAGUUCAAAAAAUUCUCAGCGAAUCGACUGAAGAGAUCGAGAUCCUAGCCGACUGUAACCCGCGGCGUCAGACGGAGCGCUCGCCGCCGGCGCGGUCUGGCGGCGGGGCCGGGAGCAGCGGCGACCGGGCGCCGGUCAACAGCAGUCCGCCGACCGGCUCGUGGGCCGACCCCGGCCGCCAGCAGCGCAGCCGGCGGUCGGCGGACGGCAGCAGCCGGCGCCGCCGCCCCCCGGCCAGUCGCGGCAACACCACCCACUCCGGCGAGCACAACGGUCCGCUGACCCACCACCGGACCGGCAACGGCAACGUGGCAGACGAGGAGGAUCGGCGCGAGAACAACUCAAGCAUCGAUCCGAUGGACAGUGUGAGCAACUGCGGUCGGCCGGCGGUGGGCGAAUCCAUCCAGCGACACCCAGCCCCCGACUCCGGCCGGCCUGGGUCCGGCACAGCCGCUGCCAAACGGCCCAGCAUCAUACGGCACCUGCCACCAAACAUAUCCCUUGGUCAGAUCCAGCUCCAGAUGUGUCACGACGUGGCGGCUCAUAUUCUCUACGUAAGCGUGUUGCGGGCCAAGAACCUGAAGACCCGAAGGCCGAACGGUGACACACGACCAGAUCCGUUCGUUGAAGUUAUCCUUCUGCCAGAUAACAGCACAACAUCUGAGAAUGUGCGCACGACGCGCCACUUUUCGUACGAGUCGGUGCCGGAGUGGAACCAGACGAUGGUGUACCCCAAGGUGCAGCUGGACACGCUGCAUCUCUCCAGCCUGCAGGUCUGCGUGUGGAACCACGACGCCUACAAGGGCAACGAGCACCUGGGACAGGUGUCCAUCGAUCUGGCAGAUCCGCACAGUGUGGACGAGCAGGCUCACUGGUACCAGCUGCAGCCGAUAGAUGGCAGUGGAGGUCGAAAGUCGGAGCGCCGCCGCUCGGACCGACACUUCCUACCCAGAAAGUCGCGGGCGAAGCGUCCUGAUGUCCUGCCUAUGGACACUGAGCAAGGAGCGACACAACGACAGACCAAGUACAUCUUUGCCACCUCGGGUCUGUCUGCCACCUCUAUGCUGCCGGGACGGUGUCAUGACAACAUGUGCUCUAUCGUCUGACCCGGUCCCAGCAGCCACAAUCGGCGGACCGCGGCUCUGCUACACCCGCACCAUGGCUGAACGGAGCUCCAUGGGCUCCGGGCCCCGGGUCAACAGCUCCCUAGAUCAAUCCGUUCAGUGCGAUCAUGGAACCACAGCUCUGCAGUCAUAUAACCAGAGCGGAACAGUCAUAUCACCUCUUGUGAUGUAUGCCCGACAGCGGCAGGAUCGUGCAAAUAAGCCAACAGCUAUCAGUCCAGCUUAGCUGGCUCAGGAACCGCUCACCUCGCUCAGGUCAGCUCAGUCUCGUUAAACUCGACUCAGCUGACUCAGUUCACUCUGACUCAGUGAGUCCAGCUCAGCUCAGCUGACUCAGUCUGUCGCGGUGUAAGCCGUGUUCCUCGUAAGUCGUAACUACCGCGAUAUAGUGUUCCAGAGAAUACCUGACAGAGGAAGACUCGGAUGAGUCCGUAUCAGAGUUCCUUGAUUGGGGAAGUGCCGUUCCACAUUCACGAAAAACAAAUGUUAUGGGUAGGUAGUAAAUGGGCGGGCAAGCCCGCCCAGUUACCACGUACCAAGGAUUAGGAAGCAUGAUGUAAGGAUAAUUAUAUGGGUAUCAGCAAUGUUUGAUAACACAUUGCAGCCAAGUAGUUUCCAUAACUUGCCUCUGCCCGCUAUCACUGAAUAGUUUUGGAAUGUAACAUCGAAAUUCAUACCCUUUCCAAAAACUACGAUAGAUAGAUAUGUAACAAAAAAAAUGUAUUGGUAAAUAUACAAAAACAAGCAAUUAUCAUGUCAAAAUUUCAUUUGUGAUUGGCCUAAAAUACCUUACAUUAUCAAUAUAUCCAGCAUACAAAUGAAUAUUUAGCAAACCUUCAGCGU